Molecule: messenger RNA, 1638 nt
Organism: Brachypodium distachyon (stiff brome)
Lineage: Eukaryota; Viridiplantae; Streptophyta; Magnoliopsida; Poales; Poaceae
Product: extensin
Exons: 3
Coding region: 54-1346 (430 amino acids)
Source: RefSeq, a predicted model, not a curated record
CGACCCCCGGCUCCAUUGUCUGUCCUUGUAAAGAGAGCACCUCCCCGUGCGCCAUGGAGGAAGGCAAGGUCUUCUCAUGGCCACCACACCGUCUCGUCUUCGCCAUCGUUGCACUAGCGUUCUUCACGGCGCAUUGCGGAGCGAGGGUGCUGACGAUCGAUGAGCUGCUGGACCAGUACUCCUCCUCCUCCAACACCCCGACGCUGCCUCCCUACGGCGACGCCUUCACGCCGCCGUACGCGCCGCCUUCCCCGCCUCCGGGCUCUCCCGGCUGCGGCCUGGCCACAUCCCCGCCGCCCGUCAUCCCGGUGCCAUCGUUCGCCUACCUGUCGCCUCCCCCACCCUCGACGCCGCUCUACUCCCCUCCUCCGCCUCCGCCAGAGGUCACUCCAAGCCCUCCAGAGAUCGCGCCUCUGCCGCCGGUGGUCGCGCCAAGCCCGCCGGAGGUCGCGCCGUACCCGAGCCCGCCUGAGGUCGCGCCAAGCCCGCCGGAGAUCGCGCCGUACCCGAGCCCGCCUGAGGUCACCCCCAGCCCGCCGGAGAUCGCGCCCAGCCCGCCGGAGGUGACGCCGAUGCCGCCGAUCGUCUACCCAAGCCCACCGGAAGUCACGCCCAGCCCGCCGGAGGUCACACCGCUCCCCAGCCCACCGGAAGCUGCGCCCAGCCCACCGGAUAUCACACCGUUCCCGAGCCCAAGCCCACCAGAAGUCACUCCCAGCCCACCAGAAAUCGUGCCCAGCCCACCGGAAAUCGUGCCAAGCCCACCAGAGGUCACACCGUUCCCAAGCCCACCAGAAGUCACGCCAAGCCCACCGGAAAUCGUACCAAGCCCACCGGAGGUCACACCGUUCCCGAGCCCACCGGAAGUGACCCCAAGCCCACCAGAAACCGUGCCAGGCCCGCCGGAGUACGCGCCAGAGCCACCAGUGUACGCGCCGGAGCCGCCGGGGGUGACCCCGGGCCCGCCGGAGAACGCGCCUCCUGGGGGUUCCAGCCCGAGCCCGCCGGGGGGAAGCUUCCAGCCGCCGGUGGUGCUCCCGCCUACCUUCGGGCCGCCAUCGCCGGCGGGCGGCCACAGCGAGUGGUGCGUGGCGAAGCCGUCGGUGCCUGGCCCCAUCGUGCAGCAGGCCAUGGACUACGCGUGCGCGUCCGGGGCCGACUGCGACGCGCUCCAGUCGGACGGCGCGUGCUUCCGGCCGGACACCAUGACGGCCCACGCCUCCUACGCCUUCAACAGCUAUUGGCAGCGGGCCAAGUCCGGCGGCGCCACCUGCGACUUCGGCGGCACCGCCAUGCUCAUCACCAAGGACCCAAGCUAUGAUAACUGCCAUUACAUUGUGAUGUGAUUCCAUGGGAAGAAGAAGCAUAUACACCAAAGGGUUUUGGAAGCUGGACCACAUUUUCUUAUUUUCUUCUCCAAGUUCAGACGUAGUACAGAUAUACAGGUUGUUCUGAACGUUACUGAUGUUGAUUUUGUCUAGGCUAAAAAGGUUCCUAUUCAGAGAGUCUUCUGACUUUUCUUUCUGGCACUUUUUUAUUAUUUUGUAUAAUUCAGAAUAAUGUUAUGUAUUUUUUCCAUAAGUAUUUUUUGUUUAUAAGCAACUGUCUUAAUAAAUCUCUGAUGAAGAUCUUUUUUAA